AUGUGGGCUAGAAUUGCUGCGGCUCGCACAUUGACGAAGCUCUCACAAUCCCGCGCUUGUGAACUUCAAGUGGAGACCUCGGGACUCCACUCCGCCCAGAGACCUCAAGCAAUCGGACCGAGGUUUCCGCAGCUUCAUAGGCACCGUUUCACCCUCUCAUCAUACCCCGUGAAGUCUACCUAUCUCCCUGUUAACACAUUGAAAGACCACAAUGUCUCGUUCCUGCAAGCAUCCGCUCUUUAUUUUGUGAUCCUCUCCAUCGGACACACAAGUGGUGGUAAGGAAUGGACGGCUGAGAAGGUCUUCACUGCCAUCAAGGGUUCGAAGCCCUGGGCUUGUGGGACUGUGGGUUGGUAUCAGGGAAGUGCUUUCUUCCUGUUGACUGGAAUCCUCCACUUUCAGUGGUCGCGCGACCCGUCAGCGCUAAGCGAUCCGCUGAACAAGGCUAUGGCAGCUAUCGUCAACGUCCUCUUAUGGACUAGCUCAGCCUGGUAUGCCAAGAACGGCAUUCAGGACAAUGCGAUCGCGGUUGGUCUUUCGGCUGCGCUGCAGGGUGCCGCAGUUCUGAAGCAGAUUCUGUAA
Messenger RNA from Penicillium maclennaniae, 582 nucleotides. RefSeq lists its product as uncharacterized. Bases 1 to 582 code for a protein of 193 amino acids. Lineage: Eukaryota; Fungi; Ascomycota; Eurotiomycetes; Eurotiales; Aspergillaceae. The transcript is spliced from 4 exons. The record is from RefSeq and is a predicted model, not a curated record.